This is a messenger RNA of Mytilus trossulus (common blue mussel), 1016 nucleotides long. RefSeq lists its product as uncharacterized. Lineage: Eukaryota; Metazoa; Mollusca; Bivalvia; Mytilida; Mytilidae. Gene Ontology annotation, biological process: mitochondrial protein catabolic process; mitophagy by internal vacuole formation. Gene Ontology annotation, cellular component: mitochondrial outer membrane. The record is from RefSeq and is a predicted model, not a curated record. The coding region runs from base 38 to 1000 and encodes 320 amino acids. The transcript is spliced from 12 exons.
GUAACAGGUAUGAGGAAGUAAAUAAGAUCCUACCAUCAUGACAGAUAAUGAGGAUUGCUGUUGUAUGUGUACAUUGAUCAAGACUAUCUUUUGCUGUUUCUGUUGUCGACCGUUCUGCUGGUUGACUAGACAAACCAGAGUAGGACCUAAAAGUGGCUAUGACCAACUUGAAAGCAAAGACAGAAAGAAAAAAUAUCCAGCUAGUAAAGCAGAGUGCAUAAAGGAAAUUGAUAGACUGGAUCGAGAGGUUGAAAAUCUUAAUUGGCGCCUCCAAGACAAGGACAACGAUAUUAAAGACCUAAAACAAGAAAAGGAUGGUGCACUAUCAAGGUUGAGUGAAAUGAUGGGAUCUAAAUUACGGGACAACAAUCCAGCAAUAGCUGAUCUGAAUGACCAGAAUCGGCCAAUGAAACUCGCUGAACAGUUUACAGAAUUGUAUGAAAAUGAAUGGACCGACGCCUUUACCGAUUUACAGGAACUUACCAAAGACGGAAGUGAUGAAAAAUUAACAGAUGUUGAAAGCAUUCAGAUAUUACUGCAUAUGUUGAAGGAAAUAAAUGAAGAGUGUGUCAAAGAUUCGUCCCUUCAACUGUCUGGACUGAAGGAAGCUUUCCAGUGUUUGCCCGAUGAAGAUUACAAAGAACAUUUUAAGAAGUUCAAAGAUUUAACCAAAUCCGAAGCUUCAAAAUAUCUACCCUUACUAUGCAAGAAAAUCUUGGACGGAGAAUUAAACUGUAAAACCGUUAAGAAAUAUAAAACCGUAUGUCAACAAUUCAUCGAAGUAUGUGUCAAAAUAUGUUACCUGUCAGCUGUUCAGGAUCCACCAAUGUUUCUAGACUUUGAACCAAAUGACACAUUUGAUAAAAGUACUUUCAAAGAGUUCACAGUUUCAGGUUCAAGAAAGGACUAUUUGGUUUGGCCUGCAUUGCUUAUCCAGAAAGAUGGCGCAAUACUUUCCAAAGGUGUCGUACAGCCCAUAAAGGAGUCGGAGGAUAAAUGAAAUGUGACUUAAUAAU